AUGCCUAGAAUUAGCAAAAACAAAAAGAAAGACAAGGGAGCAGAAUCAAAAUCUAUUAAACGUAAAGCUGACAACACAGACAAUGAAAAUAUGUCUAACCAUAACCAUAAAAAAGUCCCACUCACAGAUCAAGAAUUACUCGAUGCUUCUAAUGCCAAAAUAGGAGGAGAUUCAGAUUCCGAAACAACAGCAUCAUCAACACCAGCAAAUUCAACUAAACUCUCUAAAUACCAACCUCACAAUAAUUCUUCCCAUCAUUCUCUUUCUCCAACUAAGUCUAACUCAGCAACAAACACAACUAUUUCCACCAAGUCCUCUCAACCUAAAAACAAAAGUUCCAGCAGCCCUUCUGAAAUACUCACUCCAAAAGAUUCCACCCCUAAACCCCCUCUAGUCUAUUCUAAAUCCAACUGUGGUCCUUAUAUAGUCUUCAUCGAGCCCAGAUCAUCCUCAUCUUCCUCGCCUUCAUCCUUAAACCCCACAACUAUUGGACGUCUACUCUCUCCUUCAUACAGCCCUAAUCUAAUCUCUAUAAAAUCUUCUGGCAAGAAUAAAAUUACAAUUUCCCUUAAAAAUAGUGCCUCUGCAAACAAACUUAUCUCAGAUAACAUCUUAUUUCAAAACAACUUAAAAGCAUCCAUUCCACAUCACAGACUCUUCAGACAAGGAAUUAUCAGAAACAUCCCCAAAGAUCUCACUGAUAAUCACAUUUUAAACUCUUUGGACUCACACAUUCUCAUAACAGGUGCCAGGCGCCUGAAAAGAAGAUCCAAUAUAAAUCCUUCAGCGUCAGAACUUGUCGACACUAACUCAAUUCUUAUAACUUUUGAUGGUCAAACCCUCCCAACUCAUGUGAAACUCUUCUCUGUUAUACAUGAAGUAGAACUAUAUAUCUCUCCAACCAAAAUGUGCUAUGCCUGCUUCAGGUAUGGCCAUUUAAAAAGUCUUUGUAAAGGCAAGUGCCUAUGCUCUCACUGUGGCCAUAAACAACAUGACUCUUCUGACACUACAGAUGUCUGCUCAAGACAUGACUUACCUCCUCUUUGCAUCAAUUGCAUGGGUGAACAUCUACCCACAGAUAAAAGCUGUCCUGAAUACAUCUUUCAGAGGAAAGUACAUCAUUAUGCUGCAAUUCACAAUACAUCUAUUCAAGAAGCACUAAACUUCCUAGCCACUAAUGAUCCCCCUACGCAUAUCUCUCGCUCUGUACAGACCAUUAAACUCUCUACAUCUAAAAAUACAUCCUCGCCUCCUACCUCAUCUCCUCAGCACUUUCCCCUCCUUCCUCGUCAUGAUUCAAAUUCAAAUCCUCUCAAAUCUUCCCUACCACCAAGAAACACUUCCAACAGCAGCAAUGUUACACACUAUCCUUCACACCAACCUACUACUUCAUCAUCACAACGUAAAACAUCAUAUGCAGCUUCUCUGAACUCUCGUCUUACACCUCUUCAUCAUACUCACAUACCUGAGCACCAAAUUGCACCUUCCCCCUCUGAAACUCACCCUUCACAACCUCAUCACCACCAUACCUCAUCUAACAUCUUUCAUUCAAGCUCUUCUACCGUUCCCUCUGUUAACAACUCAUCUUCUAACUUUUCUCAUCUAUCUCGUUCAAACUCACCUUUCCUUCAGUCCCAUUUUUCUCGUUGCUCGUCUCAACUCGACUCCCAACCCGAUGAAAACCUUUCAUCUCAAUCUUUUUCAAAUCCCAACUCCGACAUAGCUCACAUACUUACAGAAAUUUUCCACACGAUUUUACUUCCUCUUCUCAUUAACUCAAAUCUAUCAUCACUCCUUCCUAUUCUUACUAGCCUAUUAUCCAACUAUCAAAAUAAUGGAUUACACAACUCAGCCUAGUAAUAAUC
Molecule: messenger RNA, 1865 nt
Organism: Trichogramma pretiosum
Lineage: Eukaryota; Metazoa; Arthropoda; Insecta; Hymenoptera; Trichogrammatidae
Exons: 2
Coding region: 1-1857 (618 amino acids)
Source: RefSeq, a predicted model, not a curated record